Molecule: messenger RNA, 420 nt
Organism: Plasmodium reichenowi
Lineage: Eukaryota; Apicomplexa; Aconoidasida; Haemosporida; Plasmodiidae
Product: 60S ribosomal protein L22, putative
Exons: 3
Coding region: 1-420 (139 amino acids)
Biological process (GO): cytoplasmic translation
Cellular component (GO): ribosome
Molecular function (GO): RNA binding; structural constituent of ribosome
Source: RefSeq, a predicted model, not a curated record
AUGGUGGCUAAAAAAGAUAGUACAAAAGUUUCCAAGAAGCUCAAGAAAAAAGUUGUAAAGAAAACAAAAAUUAUUAAGGGUUUGAAAAAACAAAAGAUGAACAAGAGUACUAAGGGAAUUAAAUAUGUUUUGGAUUGUACCAAGCCUGUUAAGGAUACAAUUUUAGAUAUAAGCGGAUUGGAACAAUUUUUCAAGGAUAAAAUUAAAGUUGAUAAGAAAACAAAUAACUUGAAAAAUAAAGUUGUAGUAACAUCUGAUGAAUAUAAAAUUUAUAUCACCGUCCACAUACCCUUUUCUAAAAGAUACAUAAAGUAUUUGGCAAAGAAGUAUAUAAAGAUGCACCAAAUACGUGACUUCUUAAGAGUUAUAGCUAAAGGAAAAUUAGCCUACGAAUUUAAAUACUUUCAAUUAAAUAAUUAA